AUGGAUGACCAGACCAGGAUGCUGACGGGUCUCACCGGACUUGGCGGACUACAGCCGGGCGAUGUUGGAGACCCGGACUCGGUUCGGAAACAGCAGUCCCUCGGCCAGCCCCAACAAGACAUCGGGGAUAUCCUACAGCAAAUAAUGGCCAUCACCGACGAGAGCCUGGACGAAGCACAGGCCAGGAAGCAUGCCCUUAACUGUCACAGAAUGAAGCCAGCCCUGUUCAGCGUUCUCUGCGAGAUCAAAGAGAAGACAGUGCUGAGUAUACGAGGCGUGCAAGAAGAAGACCCCCCAGAUCCGCAAAUCAUGCGUUUGGACAACAUGCUGCUAGCAGAAGGCGUGUCCGGCCCGGAGAAGGGCGGCGGGUCGGCCGCGGCGGCCGCGGCUGCAGCGGCGGCAGGCGGUUCGCCCACCGACAGCAGCAUCGAACACUCCGACUACAGAGCCAAGCUGGCUCAAAUUCGUCAGAUAUAUCACUCCGAGCUGGAGAAGUAUGAACAGGCGUGCAGCGAGUUCACCAACCAUGUAAUGAACCUGCUGAGAGAGCAGUCUCGAACACGGCCCAUCUCGCCCAAGGAGAUCGAGCGCAUGGUGGCCAUCAUCCACCGCAAGUUCAGUUCCAUCCAGAUGCAACUCAAGCAGAGCACCUGCGAGGCCGUCAUGAUCCUGCGCUCGCGCUUCCUCGACGCCAGACGCAAGAGGCGCAACUUCAACAAGCAAGCGACAGAGGUGCUCAACGAGUAUUUCUACUCCCACCUGUCUAACCCUUACCCUAGUGAGGAAGCAAAGGAGGAGCUUGCCAAAAAGUGCGGGAUCACGGUGUCUCAGGUCUCUAAUUGGUUCGGAAACAAGAGAAUACGUUACAAGAAGAACAUCGGCAAAUUCCAGGAGGAAGCCAACCUCUACGCAGUGAAGACAGCAGUGGACGCCGCCAAUGUGUCGGCGCAAGCUAGCCAGGCCAACUCACCGGCGACGCCCAACUCAGGUGGAUACCCUGCACCGUGCUACACACCUGACGGGCGGCUAUGA
Molecule: messenger RNA, 1032 nt
Organism: Nerophis lumbriciformis (worm pipefish)
Lineage: Eukaryota; Metazoa; Chordata; Actinopteri; Syngnathiformes; Syngnathidae
Source: RefSeq, a predicted model, not a curated record